Molecule: messenger RNA, 1138 nt
Organism: Choloepus didactylus (southern two-toed sloth)
Lineage: Eukaryota; Metazoa; Chordata; Mammalia; Pilosa; Megalonychidae
Gene: DBNDD2
Product: dysbindin domain containing 2
Exons: 4
Coding region: 201-683 (160 amino acids)
Biological process (GO): negative regulation of protein kinase activity
Cellular component (GO): cytoplasm
Source: RefSeq, a predicted model, not a curated record
GUGUGCCCGCCGCCGCCCCUCCCCCACUUCCGCCUCCCGCCUCUUCCUCGUUCCCGGCUCCCAGGGCCCGUCCGUCCUGGGGGAGACCCGGCGGCGCGGCCCCACCCCGGCUGGCGCGGCUCACUCCCACGUCCCCGCCGCCGCCUCGCGGGAGCCGGGAGACCGAGUCAGCGGGGGCGCCGGGCGCUGCAGAAGCUGACAUGGACCCAAAUCCUCGGGCAGCCCUGGAGCGCCAGCAGCUCCGCCUUCGGGAGCGACAGAAAUUCUUUGAGGACAUUUUACAGCCAGAGACAGAGUUUGUCUUCCCCCUGUCCCACCUGCAUCUUGAGUCACAGAGACCCCCCAUAGGUAGCAUCUCAUCCAUGGAAGUGAACGUGGACACACUGGAGCAAGUGGAACUUAUUGAUCUUGGGGAUCAGGAUGGUGCAGACGUGUUCUUGCCUUGUGAAGAUCCUCCUCCCACCCCCCAGACGUCUGGCGUAGACAACUAUCCAGAGGAGCUGAGCCUGCCAGUGCCCCUGUCAGACAGGACCACAUCCCGGACGUCCUCCUCAUCCUCUGACUCUUCCAUCAACCUGCACAGCCCAAACCCGAGUGACGGUGGAGCAGACACACCCUUGGCACAGUCUGAUGAGGAGGAUGAGGGGGGUGAUGGAGGGGCAGAGCGCAAGACCUGUAGCUAACAGUGGGCCCCUUCUUACAGACUGACUGGGUGGAGCUGGCCAUUCUAGACCCUAGGCUCCUUGAGGAGACACCAGAGUCUUUACUUGUAGUAGGCACCAGAGGAAGGAAGGGAUGGUGGGAUGUUGUACCUCUCUGGGAAUUAACUCUCUCCUGCUUUAGAGCUAACCUUUUCCUACUAUAACUCUCCCACCAGUUUUUGGCUUACUUCUGAUGUAGGGCUUGCAAGCAAAGAGAUGGAAGAUGAGAUAGGACAAGAUACCACUGCUUUUCUUAGCACUCCUCUCUCCCCCAAACCAUCCGGCAGUCUUCUAAUAGACUCUCUUAAUGCAUUGUCUUUAAAUGGAGGCAAACUCCUUAGCCUUCCUGGUGAGAUGGUGCUCCAGCCAUCCUGACUCCUUAUACCCUUUUAGGAACAGGGCACGAUAUAAAUAAUAAACAAAUAAUAAUACACCAA